Molecule: messenger RNA, 2077 nt
Organism: Jatropha curcas
Lineage: Eukaryota; Viridiplantae; Streptophyta; Magnoliopsida; Malpighiales; Euphorbiaceae
Source: RefSeq, a predicted model, not a curated record
GGACGAAGCGUCUCAUGCUUACGCUUGAAGAGGCAACGCCAAAUCAAAUCAACCGCCUCUUCUCUUCUAAAAUCUCGCUUUCUUUUCAAUCUCAAAAACCGGAACCCAUUUCUCUUUUACCCAAGCCUCAAAACAGCAUGGUCGGAACUUCGCUCGACACCACCGGUCGCCACCUCGCCGCCGCCACCGCCACCACCACCAUCAAGUUCCUUUGCAGUUACGGUGGCAAGAUUAUUCCCCGUUAUCCUGACGGCAAACUCCGUUACCACGGUGGCGAAACCCGUGUCCUCGCCGUUGACCGCUCCAUUUCCUUUUCUGAGCUAUUGUUGAAGCUCGGAGAGUUGAGUGGAACAAGAGUGAGUCUGCGAUGUCAGUUGCCAAAAGAGGAUCUAGAUGCUCUGGUAUCGAUAACCUCCGAUGAGGAUCUAGCUAACCUCAUCGAGGAAUACGAUCGAGCUGCAAUUCCAAAGAUCAGAGCCUUCCUUUCCAUGCCUAAAAAAAUAUCUCCUCCUCCUUCCUCGCCGUCGUCGACGACGACGUCUUCUUCCUCUUCAUCACCUUCUAACAGCUAUGCUGCUACUAUUGGUUCAACGGCAUCAACUUCUAAGCCGAGAUGUUAUCAUCAGAUCUCGAAGCCAGUAGUGUAUCCUGUGAAGAAGAUUCUUCCUCCUGCUUAUUACUAUGGUUACCAUGGAAACUCUAGCUAUGCCUGCAUGGUUCACAAUGGGAAUCAUUGGCAAUAGCUGCUUUGGACUGAACUGAGACAUACGAGGGGAAAUUAAAAUAUAAAUAGUAAAAGAAAAGGAAAAAAUAUAUAUUAUAAAAAAAAAGGGAAUGGAGUAGCCGGAAAUAUAUAUAUAUCUAUAUAUAUAAUUUGUGAAUUGUAAUUUGAGGACUGUAAAUCGUUAGAAGGAUUUACUUUUUUCGGUCCGUGGAAAUUAAUGAAUUUUCAGUCCAAUUUCCGACUUUGGAUUCCCUGAAAAAUAUAAUCCAAUUUUUGUGAUGGUUAAUAAAGAGACAGUGGUGGAUUAAACUUGGAAGAUUAUGGAAAAGCAUGUGGUUAAGGACUCGGCGUUUUUCCACAGUUUCUGUUUCUUAUUCUGGAAACUUCGUUCAAGAGGCGCUAUAAUCAAAUUACGAAUCCCUGCAAGGACGGUGGCAUAUACCAAACCAAAGCUACGGUGGUUUCUUUCAUAGUCAGUACUCAGUAGAUGAUUCCAGUCCUUCCGGAAGCGAUAGCUAUUGAAUUGGAAGGCGAAAACGUCGUCAAAUCUGUCAUCAAUUGAACGAUUCCUUUCUUUUCUUUGGAAUCAAAGGACUUGGGGAUUGCGAACGAGUGGUUAUGGUUUGAUGCGAGACUUUGCCAAGGACUAUGGAGAGGUAAAGGUUGUUGGAUGGAUUGCCAACACAUAGGUUUGAUUAUGAGUUAAUUGGUUGGGAUUCAGUUAAUAGUCUACUUAAUCAGAAAGAAAAAAAAAAUCUGGUAAAACGAAAAAUAUAUUAGGAAAAGACUCAAAAGAGGCAGAUUCUGAUGGUUGGAGAGAAGGAGAUGAUAUUUGGUACUCCACUGACUUAGCAUUCAAUAAGAAGAUUCUCUUUGCUGUCUCUAACUUGGGGUGAUAUGAGAAUUAAUUAACAAGCCAAACAAACAUAAUAAAAGGGACUUCAUUAUUGUUAUCUUCCGAAAGAUAACGAUGAAAGUGAAAGUAAGGCUAUCCUAAUCCCUACCCCACCACCAUGUGCCAUUUCUGUUCUGUUUAAAACCUCUUCGUGAUCAAGUGGCAGCAGUUUCAUGGAUCCCACAAAUAUGCGUAGCGUUCAAUCCGCGUUUGUUAAGAGUAUUCAAACGUUGAUGUGAGGAUGGUGCCAACUGAAAAUUGACGACGGUUUGGCUGAAAUAACUCUGUUAUGAAGAAUGUCUAAUUUCAAAGUGGGCACAACAAAUAUUCCCACUCUUUGCUUUUGAAAUUUGUUUAUUAGAUGGUCUUGUACAAAUUGCUUGACUCCGCAUUAAUUAUUAUGUGACUAAUCGUAUUAGCUCAAUCAAUAAUUUGUCUAUUUACUAUUUACCAAUAAA